AUGGAGACCGCGACGCGGCGGCGCGGGAGCGAGUGCGCAUGCGCGCGUGCGGCCCGGGCCUCGGCUCCGCGCAGCUGUUGGGAUCCAGGCGGGGACCCGCCGGGCGCGCGGACGCGGGCGCGAUCACUAGCCCUCUCCGGCCGAGCUGGCGCCUGGCGGGCGGCUGCACCCCGGCGGCCUGUCCCUGGCCCGCCCGGGCGGUCGGAGGCGGGGCUGCCGGAUCCCUGCCCGGCGGCCGAGAGCCAGGCCCGCGGAGGGGUGGCCGAGCGCGCUUGUCGCUGGUUCCAGGACACGUGUGAGCACCGGGGCCGGCGUGGGGAGGAGGGCACUCCUCCCUACACGUGGGAUUCGAGCCGCCAGGUGUCCGCGGCCAUGGCCAUGAAUCUUCUGGAGGACUGGUGCCGGGGGAUGGAGGUGGACAUCCACAGGUCCCUGUUGGUCACGGGCAUCCCGGAGGACUGUGGGCAAGCGGAGAUCGAGGAGACGUUGAAUGGGGUCCUCUCCCCGCUGGGCCAGUACCUCGUGCUCAACAAGAUUUUUCUGAGGGAAGAGAAUGCCAAAGCUGUCCUCAUUGAGGUCAGCGAGGGUGUGAAUCUGAGGGCCAUCCCCCGGGAAUUUCCAGGAAGGGGGGGCGUCUGGAGGGUGGUCUGUAGAGAUCCCACCCAGGAUGCUGAGUUUUUAAAAAAUCUCAAUGAAUUCCUGGAUACCGAGGGGCGCACGUGGGAGGAUGUGGUCCACCUGCUCCAACUCAACCACCCCCCAGCGCCCCAGAAUCGGGAUCAGCCCCCAGAGAGCUGGGCGGAAGCUUUGGGGGUGCUCCUGGGGGCCACGGUGCAAGUGGUCUUCUACAUGGAUGCUGAGAUGCGCCGCCGCGAGGAAGCUAGGGCCCAGGAGGCGGCUGAGGCCGGGGUGGUAGCCGUCUUGGCUUCAGCAGCAGGGAGGAAGAUCAAGAAGGAGCCGGGGCAGGCUGCCGAGGUGAGCUCUGCCUUGAAGAUGGAGAACCCGGACAGCUGGCAUGACAUGGGAGACGAAGGCGACCCUCCCAAACCUUUCUUUCACAAGGCUGGUGCUAAGACUGGCUCCAGGAGAAAGAAGCAGAAAAACCACCCCCAGCAGGAACCAGGGCCCUGGAAGAAAGCCAAAGGCAAUUGUUCCAACAGCUCAGCCUCCUUGGAGGGUCCUGAGGCUGGUGAUGCUGAGAAUAUGGAGAUCUCAGAAUACAUCAGGAGCAAGAAAAAGCCCUGUGUGAAGCAGGAGGAGUCAGCUUGGAAGAAGCCCGUGGGGAAAUGUGUCUGGAAGGCUCCCAGCAACCCACCUCCCGGUGCACGGUCCGCAGCUGCGAGCCCUGGAGUUGCCUCCGAGUCAGAGCAAGCUGGUGGUCGGGAGGGCCCCCCAAAGAAGAAGGCGGUGGGCUGGGCCUCGGCAAAGCGCCCUGCCCCCACGAAGAAGAACAAAAAGGUGAGCUUGGGCCAUGUCUCUUAUGUCCUUGUUGAUUCGGAAGAUGCCAAGAAGAAGCCGGUGAUGCCAAGGAGAGGACCAGGCCUGAGACGGGAUGCAGCAGCUCAGAAGGCCCCACGAGGCCCACAGCCCGAUGAGUCACCAGCCUCGACGUCACAGGGUCCAGAGGCCAAGCCAGAAGGCCCUCCUCACACCUCCAAUGGCAAGAAUGACAAGGGAAGUCAUUUGGGUUGUGUCAACGAGUGGUUGAGGGGGGAGGGAUCCCAGGGGGUGGAGGGGCCAGUGGUCCAUGAGGAGGGCCCCAGUGCAGUGGAGGAAGCAGGUGACACACCAGUUGAGGUUUUAGAGGGCGAGAGCCCUGACCUCUCUCCUGGGAGUCCCUGAAGGCCAACACUAGGGACACCCAUGGGGGCAGUUGGUGGCAAAGCGAACCCACCAACCUAAGUUAUGGUGAUGCGUGUUGCUCUGGUAUUCUCAGUCAUUCUGCCUCUCCAUCUGAUCUAUCUCCCUGGAUAAAAAUUGAGUGCUUUGGGGCUAUAUUCUUCAUCACGGUAGGUGGCCCCGAGGGUGGCGUUUUCCAGAGUUCUGGUCGGGGGCGAUAGAAAUGUUCAAAGACUCAUAAAGUCCAAGGAAGGAAAAGAAAUGUGCCAAGUGACGCCUUUCCUUGCUUCCCCUCUUGAGCUGUUCUGAUUUAUCCACAGCACCCAGAAGGCUUUGACUAGGCGGGGGACCACCUAUACCUGAGGAGUUGAAAGGAGACCGAGGAUGAAGUUCCCAGGUGGGAACAAAGCCUUCUCUUGUCAUUGAAUGAACCAAGACUUGGGGCUCUUUUAGGAACCCAGGUUGAAGACAUCCGGCUCUCAGAGGUACAUGACCCAUGAGAUCUUCUGCCGGGCCUGCUUUUUCGCUUCCUCCUAGAUCCACCUGCAGAGGUUGGAGAGUCUCCAAGCAGAUCGAGAAAGUUCUAGAACAUUCAUCUUCAUACAUGGGCGGGGUCACUCUUAGGCUUAUCCAGGUUCAGCCUUUCUCCUCCAUUCCCUGCUUCCUCUUCCCGAUGCUCAGCCGACCUCUGCAGGGCUUGUUGAAGAGCAGGGUGGCCGUGUUCUCCCUUCCACCUUCUCUGCGUUUUGACCGCAGAGAAGUUAAACCGAGACCGUCAACGCGGAUGUGGCUUCCUUGCUCCUCCUGGUCUUCAGCUCCUCCCGUUAUCUAACCCGAGCGUGGUAAGGUCCCAGGAGUUAGUUUUGGGGAAAAAGAAUAUCCGCUUAGGCCUUGAGGUAUUUGAGUUUUAGGUUCUGUUAAUAAUCAUGGUCCUUGGGUUCUCAUUUGGGGUAACACCGUCGUCUCAAGAAGCCUGGAGGGCUGAGGAGUGAUGGGUGGGGCAGGACCUGGGCCUUCCCGGCUUCCCGGCUCUAACUCCAUCCAGUGCCACCGAAAUCUCAACAUCUUUGAGGCUGAAGACACUUCUCACCUUUUAGUAAGAGAGGGAAAAAUUUUUUUAAAAAAUUGGCUGUGAAUUUCUGUCCUCUGAAUAGACCCGAGUGAAACACGUGUCCCGUGUGCGUGGGUGCAGGGGGAUGGGCAGGGCUCCCAAGACCCGUGGUUUCCAGACCAUCCUGGGGAGGCCCAGGUGCGCUCAGAGAUAUAAUCUGAAUCUAUUUUUUCAUGUAUUUAAAAAUAAAAAACUGAAAAAUGACUACUCGAGUAUGUUGUAAGCCAAACCAGUGACAUAGGAGACUGUCAAAAUGAGACCUUGUGUUCCUGAGUUAACUCGUUUUUGCACAGGUCUCAAAUUAAUUGUUUCUGCCGUCUGUUUGCGUAUCAUGAAUUUCUUGUCGUGACGGAUGGGAAAGGUUACACGUGGGGGAGCUUCCGUCCCGCGCAUGCUCCGUAAGGGGACACUCUGAAAGCAGUUUCCUGUGUAAUUCACGUCACGUGCUCUUGUGAUUUUUGGUUGUGUGAUAGCAAAUAAAUGUAUUAACGUGGCCCACACUAAUAAUAUCCUAUCCUAGAAAGUUGUAGCCCUCUGCGUUUCACAGUCUCUCUUCUGACUUCAGUUUUCGUGAUAAAGGAUGUAAACAGUUGUUAGAUGUCAUUAGUGACUCAACUUUGAAAACACGUUUCUUGUGACAAUUGAUGUCAAGAGCCUGGAUGAGUGCCACGGGCGAUGCGGAGAGAAAAAGAGAAUGGUCUGCAUUUGCAGCUGUUCAUCUGUGUGUCAAGGUUUUCCUUGGGUUUGUGCAAAGCAAAACCCAGGAGUGAAUCAGACUCUCAAGGUGAUGAAAGCCUGCGACUCUCCAGCAACUCAUUUCAAAAUCAGGUCCGGAAGGGCUUCAUUGUGUUAACAAAGUAACACCAUGAUUUGUAACUGUAUAUGUUAUAAAAUAAAGUUUAGCAAAGUA
This is a messenger RNA of Equus caballus (horse), 3860 nucleotides long. Lineage: Eukaryota; Metazoa; Chordata; Mammalia; Perissodactyla; Equidae. The record is from RefSeq and is a predicted model, not a curated record.